Messenger RNA from Anopheles funestus (African malaria mosquito), 1486 nucleotides. It is a transcript of the gene RabX6, whose product is annotated as ras-related protein Rab-14. Gene Ontology annotation, molecular function: GTPase activity; GTP binding. NCBI's taxonomy places the organism in Eukaryota, Metazoa, Arthropoda, Insecta, Diptera, Culicidae. The record is from RefSeq and is a predicted model, not a curated record. The transcript is spliced from 2 exons. Bases 176 to 808 code for a protein of 210 amino acids.
GACUGCUCGUCGGUUGGUUGUCGUUGUUGUUUGAUCAAAAUAAAGAACUGUCAAAGCUAAUUAAUUAAAUCAGUGCAAAAAGCGAUAAAGAAAAAAGACAACUAAAAUUCAUCUCACCGCACGUCUGUUUCUGUGAACCACAAAACCUGCGACAACUGUUCCUUUCCUUGGGGAAAUGAUGGCUUCGGUGCGUAUACCGGAGCAGAAGAUCAUACUGUGUGGCGAGUAUGGUGUGGGAAAAAGCUCAAUAUUCCGUCGGUUCGCAACGAACAACUUCGUUACAUCGACCGACCGGAAGUCCACCCUAGGGCUGGACCACUAUGGACGUGCAUUUAAUGUAGGAGACAAAGAGAUUAAGCUUCAACUAUGGGAUACCGGUGGUAUGGAGCGGGUUGCCUCGGUUACCUCCAGCUAUUAUAAGUUUGCCGAAGCGGCCAUCCUGGUGUUUGCGCUGGACAACGAAUCCUCCUUUCACGCGCUGUCGCAGCACAUGCUGGACGUGGUGACUUAUGCUGAGAAUGCCAAAAUUUUUCUCGUAGGCAAUAAGGUAGACCUAGAAUCUAGCAGUAGCGAUCCGCCGGUGACGGAUGCAGAUAUGGAAUCGUUUUGCGAACAGUGCCACAGCCUAAUUAGCGCAACGUACAAAACAUCGUGCAAGACCGGAGAAGGGCUGGAGGAAAUGUUCCGGGACAUUGCAAGCACGCUGGUCGAAUCGAACAGGUCGCGGUUGGAGCUGCAGGCUCUAGAAAGCCAUGGUUUCAAAAUUCAUCCACCGGAUGAAGUGAACGAUCCUGGUUGCUUAUGCUAGUGCACUUGUCUGCUUCACCUGUUUCGUGAUUGUUCGCUUUUUCGAUUGCUCUCACCGGUAAUGGGACAAACGAUAAGUAGUUCCUCAUACUAUUCCCUUCUAGCGUUCAUAAUCCCCUAACGCAAAGCCGUCCGUGUACAAGCGCUAUCCAAAAGCAUUUAAAUGAAUAAUAAACUCGUUACUGUCGUAACGGGUUGCAUUCCUCUUGCCAAAAAAUCGCAGUCUAUUAAAGUAACGAGUGCUACCGUGCACAUGCAACCACAAGAAAGUGCCAUCAAAACACCGGUUUACCGGAGCAUUAGGGAAAGGCGUCUGUUUGAAUGUGUGUAAUCAAAAGCUAAUUUAUUAAUACCAUGCGUUCCAUUCAUUACUAAACAAUCCUCGAACAAUCAUGCGAACUGUAAACGGAUACUAAUUUUAACAGUCACCACAAUCGGUUGUAAUUCGUACUAUUUUCGAUUCUGCAGGGCUUCUGAUAAUUAGAGCUAGUUGUAGCUUUCGUUGUUUUUCCUUCGAUGUACAUGUAUUUAUCAAUCACAUCACAUCUGCCUAGGGCUUAGAUAUAGAAUUGGAGCAUUAAAGGAAACGAAAAGUAGAUGAACCGAAACGCACCGACCCCCAUUGGUCGUGUACAGUGCGAGGAUGAAGCUUUUUGAAUAAACUAUUAAUUGAAUAACA